GCAUAGUCUUCCAGCAAUUCAAGAAACUGUGUUGAAGAGAUAAAGUUUACAGAAGAGACUGUUAUCAAUUUUGAGUCCAGACUUUCAGAGUGUUUGGCCUUAUAAAGGGAUCCAAAGUUGGACUUAUGGUUCAUGUAUCUCAUAUGUGUUGUGGAUCUAGACUACUGGAUUUUCAGAAUGACCUUUUGUGCUUAAUAGAUGAGCAGCUGUGUCAUAAGAAGCAAUUGUACUGCCUCUCAUUCAAUACAGAAAUUUCACUACUGUGGGAGAGUCCAAAAACCAUCAAUAUUCACGUGCUACAUGAAGCAAGACAGUGGAUACAACAGCUGGAGCCUGGUCAAGGCUGCAAUAUGCUGAAAGCCUUAAAACAUGUUCUUACAAUAAAAGAACUGAAUUCUCUGGUUCUUAUUGUAGGAAGCUGCCCUGAUCAGUCUUUGGAAAUACUGUCUGGCUAUGCUCAACAGUGUAUGCUGGGGAGAAAACUGCACACUCAUGUCAUUACAUAUGAUUGCAGCAAUCCUGCUUCUCUUGCAAUUCUAAAGAACCUUGCAGAAGCUGUAAGUGGGCGUUACCAUUGCUACUCUUCAAAGGGAGAGAAUUUUGAUAGCAGUGAUUUUCAUUUACUGCUUCAGGAAUCCCAGAAAGCUAAGGACCUACUCAAGAGCAUCAAAUGGACUUUUCAAAGAAAAACUGAUGGCUCACUUAUUGGUAGAAUAACAGAUGUUUCCACAGAACUAGCUAAGACAGCACCUUCCAACUUCUUACCAAAGCCUUCAAAGCAUGAAGGACCAUUAGUUAUUCAAACACCUUGCACACUGGCCAAAACCUCAACAGACUGGCUGAAGACAUAUGGAUUGAAAGCUAAAAAGUUAGACCUUUAUCAAGUUUUGGCUCCCAAUGCUUUUUCUCCCGUGGAAGAAUUUGUACCUAUUCUUAAUAAAAAGGUAUCAUCAACUCUACAUGAGAAAGCAAUGAUGCGGUUUGAAUGGUAUGAUGGAACUGUAAAACAUAUCCAUGUUGACCUGCCAGCAUUAUACAGCUAUCAGAAACUCCUUGCUAAAAUGGUGAGAAUCUAUGAGAAACGAAUUGACUGGUUGUCUGUUGCUAGCAGAAGAAUAUGGGGAAGUGUUUGUGAAAGGAGGGUGGUUAUACUUGUUGAUGUGUCAGUGACAAACUCCAUGUACAUCACCCAUAUCCAACAUUCUUUGCGACUUUUACUUGAGGAACAAAUGUCAAAUAAGGAUUCCUUCAAUAUUAUAGCAUUUGGGAGUGAUGUUGUGCCUUGGCAGCUGGAACUGGUUCCUUCCCAACCAAAAAACUUACAAAAUGCUUGGAGGUGGGUGCUGAGUUUGAAGUGCGCAGGGAGUAGAAAUUUCAUGAGUGCACUUAGGAGAGCUGUGGAAGUAGACUUCAAAGACAGAGAUAAACACAAAUCACAGGGACUUUACCUACUGACCACUGGAAUACCUGAUCAGGAAACACACAUAAUCAGUGCUUAUGUGGCUGAGGUUUGCAGAGGGUUUGAUUUGCAGCUUCAUGUCUGUCUGUUCAGUGUAAUGGAGGACAUUGGAUCCAAUGGGAUUAUUCCACCCCGCUAUGCUGACCCAACUGAAACUGCCGUGGCUUUUAAGGAGAUAGUACAGGCAGCCAAUGGGAGGUUUCAUUGGUUUGGAGAAGCAGGUAUUUUUGAAAGUGAUGAUAUAAAUAGAAUUGUGUCUGAAAUGGAAAAAGCAAACAACUACUCCCAAAAGUGUGCAUUCCUAGUGGAAUCCUUAAAGCAACGGUCAGUAGAUCAGUCUGUUAAUCCACUUAUACCAGGAAGAGAUUCAAGUAUGGUUAUGAAGAAAGAGAAAAGAAGGUCACAGAAGUUACCAUCUCCUAAACCCACAGCUCUGAGCUUGGCUAGAAUGUCUAUGAAAGACAGCCACGGUGCAGAGAGAAAUGCUUCUAUGAGAGUACUGGCAUGGCGUCCUACUAGUGCCAAGGCAGAAAUUCCACCAGCACAAACAAUAAAAGAAUGGCCUCAGACUGAGAAUAAAAGAAAGCAUAAAGCAAGAAAGCAGCCAGAAUUUUCUGUGUCUGUAUUUUAUACUGAUAAAGGAAGAAACGUGGGUACAGUAUACAGAAAGUACCCAAAGAUAAUGUGCAUAAGAAAGUCCAUUCCAUCUGUUACAUUGCCAAAGAAAGAGGAAAUCUGUUCAAGCAAAGAGUGGCUGACCAAAUACAGCAUUAAAAAGUUGAAACUGGAUUUGUCCAAACUGCUGUUUGGUCCAGGAUGUACUCACCAAAAGAAAACUAUGGAGACUCUGCAGAAGAAAGUAUCAGCAAAAUACUGUGCUAUCUUCCCUAGUGCAGAAAUCAAUGGGGUUGUGAAACAUCUGCAUUUUCAACCAAAAGAACUGGAAAUCUACACUGAACAACUGGAGAAAGUAUUGCAGCGCUAUGUAGAAAGAAUACAGUGGCUUCUCUCAGGAAGCCGAAGAUCGUUUGGCACCAUUUUAGAAGCAAAUGUCUGUAUUUUGGUUGAUACAUCUGGUUCCAUGGACCCAUAUUUGCCACAUAUCACAAAAGAACUUGCCUCUCUUAUCUGGGAACAACUGAGACAAAAGGAAGUCAGAUUUAACUUGCUGAGAUUUGCAGAAAACAUAGAGAGCUGGAAGGAGUGUCUUGUAGAGGCAACUGAUAAAACAUGUCAUGAUGCUGUGCAGUGGGUCUCCAAAUUGCACGCUCAUGGUAAUACAUGUAUCCUUAUGGCUUUACAGAAGGCUCUUAGUUUCCAAGGUAUAGAGGCACUGUAUGUAUUGACUGAUGGAAGACCAGACACCAGUUGCAGUCUAAUUUUGAAAGAAGUUGAGAGGCUGAGAAAGAAACAAGAUAUUAAAAUCCACACCAUUUCUUUUAGCUGUACAGACAGAGGAGCUAAUGAAUUUCUGAAGAAGCUUGCUUCCCAAACUGGAGGGCGCUACCAUUGCAGUUUUGGAGAUGUCGAUGGCCAACUAGCAGCACACAGAAUGUUGAUGGAGGGGCUUGAUGAUGAUGAUGAUCCAGUUUUCCCCUGUUUUGAAGGAGAUGAUUUAAAGAUCCUUACUCAAGAAGUAUCAAAAGCUAGAAGUUUCUUAAAGCAGGCAAAAUCUUUGAGGUUACUACUUCAAAAAUGGAAUACGAACCAAAAAGACAUUUUACAAAAUGCUCAGGAUUAAAUUUUAUACAAAGAAAAGGUGCUGAAGAGGUUUGGAGUAGUACCAUUAGCCUGCUUCUUUUUAGAGUCUCCUUGAAGCUCCCAGCUUUAAGAAGAAAGAGGGAAGAUGUUAUUCUUUGUUGUCUCAACUUCUGGCAAGAGAAGAGUUACAAAUGAUAAGUGCUACUGACUUACUCCACUUGCAGGCUUUGCUGGACUCAAAGUAAAACAAGCCCUGUUUAAACUCUCCAAAGUUUAAAUAUAAGUAGAGGAUAUUUUUCAAUAUAGGAAAUACAAAUUUUGAAAGUGUGUGUAUUGCUAAUAUAAUGUAUUAGUAGUUACAGAGUUAUAACAUGUAGUCAUACAGAAUCACAACUUUUGCAUCUAUUCCACUGCAUCAUACUGAUAAUUGCUUCAGUCACGUGGUGCUGUGUUCAAAAUGUCUUUUUUGGCAAUUGGUUUGAGAUUUGUUUGCUGGUGCUCAUUAUCCCUAACAGAUCAUAGAAUCAUAGAGUGGUAGGGGUUGUAAGAGACCUUUAGAGAUCAUCUAGUCCAACCCCCCUGCAGAAGCAGGUUCACCUAGAUGAAGUCACAUAGGAACAUGUCCAGGCAGGUCUUGAAGACCUCCAAGGAAGGAGCCUCCACAACCCCUCUGGGCAGCCUGUGCUACUGCAGGUGAUACAGAUUGCUAUGAUACUAAAAGGAGAAUUCUUUAUGCCAGUUUUGCACAGAAAGUCCAAGAAAUAAGCCUACCAAGGAAACAAAAAAAGCUUGGGAUGAAUGUUUUGCCAAAACAAGUUUACUAAUAAUUAUUUUGUCUCUUUGCUUUUUAUGUUGUCAGUAGAGAAUGAUUUAAAGUUGGUCAUUCGGGAAGCAGACAUGCAAACAAGUAAUACCUUGUUGCUGAUAAAGUCUGAAUCUUCUAAGCAGUUCUGUUGAAUUCUUCUGCAUUUCUUGUCCUAGAAAGAUUUAAAAGAUGUUUACCAGUACCUUAUAAGAAUAUCCAGUUUAAGCUAACUGCAGUAAUGAGGCCUUUAUUUUUCCAGCUGAUUUAUGAAAUUCAUUUCUUCUUUAACUGAGAAAUUCUACCAUGACGGCUCAUUAGUAAAAAGUUUUGUGGGUGUUUACUGUUGUCUUUCAGAGGGUUAGGAAGUCAUCUCUGAUGUUUAACAUAUGUAAUAUUUAAUAAAUAUGGACUUCCUAUGAAAAUUUAAUAAAAAUAGAUUCAGACUGAAAAAUUAAUCUCUGAAUUUAUUCAGGAGCCAUUUGCAUCUCCUGAGUGCCAGCUGAUGGGAAUGACUAUAUAUAUGCUUUAGUAUGGGAGAUACUGUCUUUUCUG
Messenger RNA from Colius striatus (speckled mousebird), 4517 nucleotides. It is a transcript of the gene VWA3A, whose product is annotated as von Willebrand factor A domain containing 3A. The transcript is spliced from 29 exons. The record is from RefSeq and is a predicted model, not a curated record. Lineage: Eukaryota; Metazoa; Chordata; Aves; Coliiformes; Coliidae. The coding region runs from base 126 to 3200 and encodes 1024 amino acids.